This is a messenger RNA of Thermothielavioides terrestris NRRL 8126, 408 nucleotides long. RefSeq lists its product as uncharacterized. The record is from RefSeq and is a predicted model, not a curated record. Lineage: Eukaryota; Fungi; Ascomycota; Sordariomycetes; Sordariales; Chaetomiaceae. The coding region runs from base 1 to 408 and encodes 135 amino acids. The transcript is spliced from 2 exons.
AUGGCUAUAUCGUGGGCAUCGCGGGCAUCGCUGGCACCGUGGCAUUGUGGCUGUAUCGCUGGCAUCGCAGGCAUCGCUGGCACCGCGGCAUCAUGGCUGUAUCGCGGGUAUCGCGGGCAUCGCUGGCACCGCGGCAUCAUGGCUGUAUCGUGGGCAUCGCUGGCACUGCGGUAUUAUGGCUGUAUCGCGGGUAUCGCGGGUAUCGCGGGCAUCGUGGGCAUUGCGGGCAUCGUGGGUAUCGCUGGCAUCGUGGGCAUCGUGGGUAUCGUGGGUAUCGCGGGCAUCGCGGGCAUCGCGGGCACUGCAAUAGCGGUUGAUAUCGUAGUUAUCCUGGCCAUCGCAAGCAUAUCGCAGAUAUCGCAGGCAUUGCAGUAUGCAGGCGUUGCUCGCCUGCGUAAGGUGUUUUAG